AUGAGCUUUGCCCACGCCUUCCAAAAGAUUAUAGAUCAGCCAGAGAAGCAUGACUCAGUACUAUUCCAUGACGAGAAUGUAGUCAUUAUCAAAGAUAUGUUUCCCAAAUCAAUUCGUCAUGUAUUGGUCUUGCCUCGUGACCCCCAAGUGACUCAUAAACAUCCCUUGGAGGCGUUUAACUCGAAAUAUAAAGACUUUAGCGGGGAGGAAUUAUAUGAGAUGAUUGAGGAGUACGUUGAAAAGGCAAAAGAUUUGAUAGUUGGGAGUUUGUGUAAGAAAUUGGAGAUCAAAGACGCAGUAGAAGUUCAAGAAUUGAGAAAUACCUUUAUCAAAGCUGGUGUACAUUCAAUUCCGUCAUUAAACAACUUGCAUAUCCACGUAAUUACACAAGAUUUCCACUCCCCCAAAAUGAAGAACAAGAAGCACUACAAUUCAUUCACCACGAAAUUCUUUGUCGAUUUUGAACAAUUAAAUCCCUUGUAUAAUGAAGCAUACAACCGUAUGAUAAAUCGGAACGAUAAUUUCGACUCGGAAUCAGACACUUCUUCAGCCGAACUACAAGAUUCCGACAAACCCGACUUUAUAAAGCACACAAGAUCAACAACGGUAUUGAAUGACAUGAUUAAAUCGACUCCUUUCAAAUGCACUCAAUGUAGUGAAACGUUUGGACAUUCAAUGGUGAAAUUAAAAGAACACUUGAGUGAGGAGUUCAAGGCCAAAUAUGGGGCUUUAGGAAAUUCGGAAAAAUUAACAAUUGAAGACCUUUAG
Molecule: messenger RNA, 768 nt
Organism: Lodderomyces margitis
Lineage: Eukaryota; Fungi; Ascomycota; Pichiomycetes; Serinales; Debaryomycetaceae
Exons: 1
Coding region: 1-768 (255 amino acids)
Biological process (GO): single strand break repair; double-strand break repair
Cellular component (GO): nucleus
Molecular function (GO): DNA 5'-adenosine monophosphate hydrolase activity; single-strand break-containing DNA binding; double-stranded RNA binding
Source: RefSeq, a predicted model, not a curated record